CUCACUCUCUCGUGGGGACAAGGAGGUCGCCAGCACCCACAGAGGGACUUGAAGGCAGCUCCCUGCAUUUCUGACUCCGCCUCCCUGUCUCUCUGCCUGUGAUACGUGCUGUCCCUGGGCCAGUAGACAGUGGCCCCCAGCAGGAACCACCAUGGAGAUGCUGAUUGCAGCCCUGGUUCUGACCGCCACAGUCCAGGCAGAGAGGAGGGACAAGGUGCUACAAGGUGGACCCUGCGAUCGCAUGUCUCACCCCUACCAAGCUGCUCUCUACAGCGCCGGCCACUUGCUCUGCGGGGGCGUCCUCAUUCACCCAUCAUGGGUCCUCACGGCUGCCCACUGCAAAAGAACGAAUAUUCAGGUCUACCUGGGGAAGCAUAACAUUUAUGAAAGAGAGAGUUUCCAGGAGCAGAGCUCUGUCGUCCAGGUUAUGGUCCACCCUGGCUAUAAUGCUGAUACUCAUGACCAGGACAUCAUGCUGUUACGCCUGAAGCGCCCAGCCAAACUGUCUGAACGCAUCCAGCCUCUGACCCUGGAGAGAGACUGCUCAGCUAACCACAGCAGCUGCCACAUUCUAGGCUGGGGCAAGACAUCAAAUGGUGUCUAUCCUAACACCAUCCAGUGUGCAAAUGUCCACCUGGUAUCUCAUGAGGACUGUGAGAGGGCCUACCCUGGCCAGAUCACCCAAAACAUGGUGUGUGCUGGGGAUGAGGAGUUCGGGAAGGACUCCUGCCAGGGUGAUUCUGGGGGUCCAUUGGUGUGUGGAAACCGUCUCCGAGGCCUUGUAUCAUGGGGUAACGUCCCCUGUGGAUCCAAGGAGAAGCCGGGGGUCUACACCAAUGUCUGCAGAUAUGGCCAAUGGCUCCAUCCGUGCAUCACUGGAAGUGAGUAGGGGCACAGGCUGGGGUCUUGCCCCCACCACUAAGAGAAUACAGGAACAUCCCUUCCAAGCAGCCCUCUCUCCCUGAUUAUCCCAUGGGCUUGGUGUCUUCCUACAGAAGAGUGGUCAUAAGUCUGGAAAAUCUGAGUUAGAAUCCCAGCUCCGCCGCCUGCUGUGCAUGUACCCUUGGGAAGUGCCUUCCUUCUCUGUGUGGACUCUCGUCUGCAAAAAUAGGGGUAAUAACAGUAUAUUUCUCAAAAGCCGGUGGCUGUCGUUGGGACGCGUCAAGGUCUCAGGCACG
This is a messenger RNA of Molossus molossus (Pallas's mastiff bat), 1178 nucleotides long. Its product is annotated as kallikrein-6-like. Gene Ontology annotation, molecular function: serine-type endopeptidase activity. Gene Ontology annotation, biological process: proteolysis. The transcript is spliced from 8 exons. Bases 152 to 889 code for a protein of 245 amino acids. The record is from RefSeq and is a predicted model, not a curated record. Lineage: Eukaryota; Metazoa; Chordata; Mammalia; Chiroptera; Molossidae.